AUGGUGCCACGCGACGCCUUCUUUAUAUUGCCGCUCAUUACAUUUUCAUCAUUCUACCAACCCGGAAAUGCCAACGUGAUUCGGCGUCAGGAAGCCAUUGAUCCAACAACGACCACGAACUUCCCCUCCAGCAACACUACAACGCCCAUACAAAAGUCAGGAUGGUACCCCGAAGGCUGCUAUACGGACUCUGUGGGCGCCCGAACGCUUUCAGUGGGUGUUGGCGUGGCUGGCGGGAUGACGAAUGCAAAAUGCAAAGACGCAUGUCGAUCAGCAGGUUAUAACCUCGCGGGAACCGAAUACAGUGGUGAAUGCUUCUGCGACAAAACGAUCAAAAACAACGGAAGACUGGCACCCGACGGCGAAACACUGUGUAAUAUGGCCUGCAGCGGCAACCCGACGGAGAUCUGUGGCGGUCCAAACAGACUAAGUAUGUUCAAAUACUACACGGGCGAAGAGUCAACAUCGUCCAGUGCACCCGGCGCAUCUUCAACGGCCUCGAAUAGCGCAGCGAGUGCCGCAAUUGCACUGCCCCAGGCUACCGGACUCCCAAGCAACUUUACGUACAAGGGAUGCUAUGUCGAUGGGGCCGGUUAUCGAAUACUGAAUUAUCAACAGGCAGAUGAUCAGGCCAUGACAAUUGCUUCUUGUGCAGGGAAGUGUGCAGCUGCUGGUUAUUCAAUUGCGGGCAUGGAGUACAGCUAUCAGUGCUUCUGCGACAACGUCGUCCGCAUGGGUGGAAUGCCUGCAUCCUCCGAGUCUGAAUGCACCACAAAAUGCGUAGGAAGUCCAGAUCAAACAUGCGGUGGCCCAAACCGACUGAGCAUAUGGUCCAGCCAAGGAACGUUGAAAGUUAUCCAAGCUCCCAAACCUGUGCAGAAAGUGGGUGGUUGGAAAUACCAGGGUUGCAUCACAGAGGGAGACAGAAAUCAGAGGGUCUUCCCUUGGCAGCUGAUCAACUCAACUGGUAAUACCCCUGAAUGGUGUCUCACAAGGUGUCAAGAGUUUGGGUACAUGGCCGCGGGCAUGGAGUAUGGCGAAGAAUGCUAUUGUGGAGAUCUGGACCUGAUUGAGAAGGAGGGCGCCAAAGCAGUCGCUGGAUCUGAGUGCAACAUGGCCUGCUCAGGAAAUCCAGAAGCCAUCUGUGGCCAAGGAAACCGACUCACGUGGUACCAGUGGAAAGGCGAGCCAUUGUACGUAUGGGAUUAUCCCACAGGAGCAGCUGCCGGCCGAUAUGAAUUCCUUGUUGGCGGCCCUAUUAUACCUCUUAUCGCCCAACCUGGUAUCAACGGCAAGGUCACCCUACUCGAGAAGCACGGGACCGGUGCCCCGAACACCACCGGCGCGUAUGAACUCGAUCCGUCCAUUGGUGGCGACAUCUUCCAUGCAUUUCGCGAAUUGCGAGGAAUCAAGACGGACAUUUUCUGUGCGGCUGGGCUUACCAUGCCCGAUCGCGUGGGCCGACAGAUUAACAUUGGUGGAUGGUCCGCAGAUUCGCUCUUUGGCGUACGCAUCUACUGGCCUGACGGCUCGGCCGGAGUCAACGGAACGAACGACUGGCAAGAAGAUGUGAAUACAAUCAAGUUACAACGUGGUCGCUGGUAUCCUACGGGUAUGGUCAUGGCCAAUGGAUCAAUGCUUAUCGUAGGAGGAGAAGACGGUUCGAACGGACCACCUGUGCCCAAUAUGGAGAUUUUGCCCACUGUCGGCCCGGUCUAUGAAGCACAAUACCUCCGCGAUACAGAUCCUUACAAUUUGUAUCCUUUUCUUGUUGUAUUACCGUCUGGUGGCAUCUUCAUACAAUACUACAAUGAAGCCCGCAUUCUGGACGAAGUCAGCCUGGAUACUGUCAAGAUUCUGCCGAAGCUCCCAGCCACUGUCAAUGAUCCUACUGGAGGACGGACAUAUCCACUCGAGGGCACCCAAGUCCUUCUCCCACAAUACUAUCCAUACGAUGCUCCCCUCGAGGUUCUCAUUUGCGGCGGAGCAGGUCUCAAGGCAGCCAUUGGAUUAGACAACUGCGUCAGCAUUGAGCCAGACUCCGCGAAUGCUCAGUGGACGCUAGAGCGCAUGCCAUCAAGGCGCGUCAUCUCAUGCAUGGCAACCCUACCAGACGGCACCUUUCUCAUUCUCAAUGGCGCAGAGCUUGGCGUUGCUGGCUUUGGCCUUGCAGACAAAGCGAAUCUAAAUGCCGUGCUGUACGACUCCCGAAAGCCACGACAUCAACGCAUGAGCGUUAUGGCGAACACGACCAUUGCUCGCAUGUACCACUCCGAGGCUGUGUUGAUGGAUGAUGGUCGAGUGCUCGUCUCGGGCUCUGAUCCACAAGACGGCAAGCAUCCCCAAGAAUACCGAAUGGAGGUCUUCUUACCACCCUACCUACUUUCGGGAGCAACGCAACCAACUUUCACACUCUCUGAGACUGACUGGACUUGGGAGGCUGCGUAUUCCUUCACAAUCACGUCUGCUACUAGCGGCACGAUCAAAGUUUCCCUUUUGGGUUCAGAAUCGAGCACGCAUGGAAGCUCAAUGGGCGCACGUAUUCUCUUUCCCCGCGUCUCGUGCUCGGGGAGGACGUGUACGGUGACAGCACCAAGAGGACCGUAUAUUGCACCGGUGGGAUGGUAUCGCAUGUUUGUACUCGACGGACCAACUCCCUCGCAUGCGAAGUGGGUGAGGAUUGGUGGUGACCCGGCAGGAUUAGGAAAUUGGCCUAAUGCGGCUGCUUUCCAGCCGCUGCCGGGUGUUGGACCAGUCGGUGGUGCCAAUGAGUCGAUGAUGCUUUCCAAUGGGACAAUUUCGGUGCGAAGGUGGCAAUGA
This is a messenger RNA of Plenodomus lingam JN3, 2820 nucleotides long. RefSeq lists its product as uncharacterized. The record is from RefSeq and is a predicted model, not a curated record. NCBI's taxonomy places the organism in Eukaryota, Fungi, Ascomycota, Dothideomycetes, Pleosporales, Leptosphaeriaceae.